CGGCUAGAGAUGCCUGACUCCCAGAAUCCCUAGCGCGUCGUCCAUAGUUGCCAGUCAUUCUGCUGGGGACAGGUAAUUGUUAGCGAGUACUCCUGCGAAGUAGAUAAGAAAAUAAAGAUAGUUACUGAAAUACCUUGACUUUCUUCAGUAACCGUUAGCCUAGCGGUUUGCGUUCGGAAGCAAAGAGGAUGAAGGAAACCACGGCGAAGAGGCGGGAGAAACCCCGUGAGUCCAAGCCGGAGAAGCAGCCGGAGUCGGGCCCCGAGUCGCAGGAUGUGGAGAUGCCGGAGGAAGACGCGGCUGGCUCGGGGAAGCCGCACCGGGAGCUCGACACCCUCACCUUGGAAGACAUCAAGGAGCACGUGAAGCAGAUCGAGAAGGCGGUGUCGGGGAAAGAGCCCCGCUUCGUGCUGCGCGCCCUCCGCGCCCUCCCCUCCACCAGCCGCCGGCUCAACCCCAACGUGCUGCACAAAGCCAUCUCCGGCUUCUUCACCUCCAACGCCGCCGGCAGGGAGUUCCUGCUCAGCUACCUGGAGGAGCCUAUGGACACGGAGGGCGAUGUCCAGUUUCGACCACGAACAGGUAAGGCAGCUGCCACCCCAUUGCUGCCUGAGGUAGAGGCCUACCUACAGCUCCUCCUAGUGGUCUAUCUCACAAACAAUAAGCGCUACACAGAGGCUCAGAAAGUGUCCGAUCACCUGCUCCAGAAGAUCAGUUCUCAGAACCGCCGGGCUCUGGACCUUGUAGCAGCCAAAUGUUACUACUACCACUCCCGUGUGUACGAGUUCCUCAACAAGCUGGACGCCGUGCGCAGCUUCUUGCACGCUCGUCUCCGGACGGCCACGCUGCGCCACGAUGCCGACGGCCAGGCUACCUUGCUAAACCUACUGCUCCGGAACUACCUACAGUACAACCUGUACGACCAGGCAGAGAAGCUGGUGUCCAAGUCCGUCUUCCCAGAGCAGGCCAACAACAACGAGUGGGCGCGCUACCUCUACUACACAGGCCGCAUCAAGGCCAUCCAGCUGGAGUACUCGGAGGCCAGGAGGACUCUCACCAACGCCCUGAGGAAGGCCCCCCAGCACACUGCCGUGGGCUUCAAACAGACCGUGCACAAGCUGCUGAUCGUGGUGGAGCUGCUGCUGGGAGAGAUCCCAGACCGACUGCAGUUCAGGCAGCCCUCUCUCAAGAGAUCCCUCAUGCCUUACUUCUUACUGACUCAAGCUGUGCGAACCGGAAACCUGGCCAAGUUCAACCAGGUUCUGGAGCAGUUUGGGGAGAAAUUCCAGGCAGACGGGACUUACACACUGAUCAUCCGCCUUCGACACAAUGUCAUCAAGACAGGAGUCCGGAUGAUCAGCCUGUCGUACUCGCGGAUCUCGCUGUCUGACAUUGCUCAGAAGCUGCAGCUGGACAGUCCUGAAGACGCUGAAUUCAUUGUGGCAAAGGCCAUCCGAGACGGGGUGAUCGAGGCCAGUAUUAAUCACGACAAGGGGUACGUCCAGUCCAAGGAGACCAUUGACAUCUACGGCACCAGGGAACCCCAGCUAGCCUUCCAUCAGAGAAUCUCCUUUUGUCUGGAUAUCCACAACAUGUCCGUCAAGGCAAUGAGGUUUCCACCCAAAUCAUACAACAAAGAUUUAGAAUCUGCAGAGGAGCGUCGCGAAAGGGAGCAGCAGGAUCUGGAAUUUGCCAAGGAGAUGGCUGAAGAUGAUGACGAUAGCUUCCCCUAGAUGUCUUUUUUGUUUGUUGUUUUUAUCUCAUACCUGGUUGUCUUUCUGGUCACAUCUUCUUGGCGUCUGCUAAUACAGUUCAAUUAUCCUAUUACACCCUAGAAUGGCUGUCUCUCUUUUUUUUUUUAAGACUUCUGAAAAGGCUGUGGGCUAUAUUAUUGUUUGGUAUAAAUGAAAUAUCAAAUGGAAAAGUAAACAAACCCUACAUUGUUUUAAAAGUGAGAAACAGAAAUUGUCAGGCUUUUGAUUGAUACGAAAAGUGAGAUAUUCUAAGAUCCUGAAGGUACAGUUAUUACUUCAGCUUAUUUACAACCUUAUCUGACAACCAUCAAAAGACAUUAAUAAUGCAGUGUUUAGAAAGAGGAAGAGCAUCAUCAAUAUAACCACAGUGUAUUUGGCAAAAAUCAAAUCCUAGUGCCCAGGGUGAUACUAGAGAAAGUAGACUUCUCCUUGCAGUCCAUGACAGACUGGGAAACCUACCAGUCCCUGGGUUCUUUCUUUCAGAAUUGGUUUCUGCUUUUCUUUUAGUCACAAGAGUAUGACCUCUCCCCAGACAAACCACAAAAGAAUUUUGUUUGGUUUUGUUCCGUCUUUCCCCAGCCCCCUGUCUGCCCCUUGCUACAGUUUUAAACUCUAGCUUCCCCAGAAGCACCUUGUGCCAUCUGACUCGCGGCAGGCAAGUGGGCUCGUCUUGUGAGAUCUGAAGGACGAAGAAGUGUCUUUAUUUCACUAUCAUCACCGCUGUGCAAUCGUGCCCAUGGGUCUAACCAUCUAGCCAGCCUCAAUCAGAGGAAUGGGCAUUUGUGUAACAGAAGCAAUUAAAAACCUUUUUUAUAUAUACACUA
This is a messenger RNA of Lepisosteus oculatus (spotted gar), 2578 nucleotides long. It is a transcript of the gene psmd3, whose product is annotated as proteasome 26S subunit, non-ATPase 3. The record is from RefSeq and is a predicted model, not a curated record. Gene Ontology annotation, cellular component: proteasome regulatory particle, lid subcomplex; proteasome complex. Gene Ontology annotation, biological process: ubiquitin-dependent protein catabolic process; regulation of protein catabolic process. NCBI's taxonomy places the organism in Eukaryota, Metazoa, Chordata, Actinopteri, Semionotiformes, Lepisosteidae. Gene Ontology annotation, molecular function: enzyme regulator activity; protein binding.